Molecule: messenger RNA, 246 nt
Organism: Diaporthe amygdali
Lineage: Eukaryota; Fungi; Ascomycota; Sordariomycetes; Diaporthales; Diaporthaceae
Exons: 1
Coding region: 1-246 (81 amino acids)
Source: RefSeq, a predicted model, not a curated record
AUGGCCCAGAAGACCACAAACCUCAUCAUCAGCGCUAUCGACGAUUUUAUCGACGAGCUUGGCUUCAGUCCAUGCAAUGUACCAAGCUCACCUGUCCCGCUCCCGCUCAACAUCAGCAAAAGGAGGGACCCAAGUCGACACUCCGGCGGCAUAUCCUUCACGAGGAGCGACUCCAUGUCAUCCGUUUCAUCAAACCAGUCAAUAUCUUCCACCGCCAGCUCGCCAAAUUUGACCUUCUCCGACUAA